Molecule: messenger RNA, 1744 nt
Organism: Sphaerodactylus townsendi
Lineage: Eukaryota; Metazoa; Chordata; Lepidosauria; Squamata; Sphaerodactylidae
Gene: TRAPPC5
Product: trafficking protein particle complex subunit 5
Exons: 3
Coding region: 269-835 (188 amino acids)
Biological process (GO): endoplasmic reticulum to Golgi vesicle-mediated transport
Cellular component (GO): TRAPPIII protein complex; TRAPPI protein complex; TRAPPII protein complex
Source: RefSeq, a predicted model, not a curated record
GAAACUUCCGGUUUACUGUCUCUUUCAUUAGAGAACGUUGACUCUUUUGCAGCGGUCGUAAAGGACGGUGAAUAGACGGAAGUGAAAGUCAAGAAUUACUGUCUGCCUCAGUCCUGCUGGCAAAGCUCGGAUUCAGUAAGAGUGGGAAGAUUCCCCCCGCACCGCCCCGAAAAGAAAACCCCAACAAACCUUGCCGUGAUUCCGGGUGCAGCUGUUCUUGGUGAAGGGAAUCGUUUCUCACACCUGCACGACGAGCGUAAAAAGCACCAUGGAUGCACGCUUUACUCGUGGGAAGUCGGCUAUUCUUGAGCGGUCGCUCACCCGUCCAAAGACAGAUGUCAGUCUUAGUGCCUUUUCACUUCUCUUCUCUGAGAUUGUACAGUACUGUCAGAACCGGGUAUACUCUGUCUCAGAGCUUCAGAAUAAGCUUUCUGAACUUGGCCAGCAGGUGGGAGCCCGCAUCCUGGAUGUUCUAGUGAUGCGGGAGAAAAAUGGUAAGCGAGAAACUAAAGUCAUCAACAUCCUGCUCUUCAUCAAGGUGACUGUGUGGAAGGCGCUCUUUGGGAAAGAGGCUGAUAAGCUGGAACAAGCCAAUGACGAUGACAAGACCUACUACAUAAUUGAAAAGGAGCCGCUCAUCAACACGUACAUUUCAGUGCCCAAGGAGAACAGCACUCUUAACUGUGCCUCCUUCACAGCUGGUAUUGUGGAGGCCAUGCUCACCUGCAGUGGUUUCCCUGCUAAGGUCACAGCCCACUGGCACAAGGGCACUACCCUCAUGAUCAAAUUUGAUGAGUCAGUUAUAGCACGUGACAAAGCUCUGGAUGGCCGCUGAGCACAUGCUGUCUGAAUUAACCUGAAUUGCUCUGUAUAUAUGUACUCUAGCAGGAUUUUGAACUUGUUGCCCUGGCCAUGUUUGGGCUGCAUGUAGUGUGGGAAAAUCAGUCUAUUUCCUGUUGUUAUAUCUUGUACAUUAGUUCUGUCAUUGAGUCUUUCUUCAUCAGUGUCACUGAUUACGCAGGACUAUUUCAAUUUUCAGAGAUCUUCUCUGAUUGUGUUCUUAAACUUUGCAAGACUGAAUGUUGAACAGGCAGUGGAGAUGAUACUUUUUGCUGCCACAAUGUAUCUCAGCCUGUGAGCACGCUAAGCUUUGUGGACAUAUGUAUGAUUUAAGGCAUCUUUCUCUCCCACUGUCUUGUGUUUCUUUGUUGCUGAUCUUCCAAAUUUGCACCUAGAGAAUAGUUCUGAAGCAUGAAUGCGGAUGGUCUGUGUGCAUUUAGAAUGAUCUCAGAAGUUCUCACUGUCAUGUUUUUGUUGCUGCUGAGUUAGCCUCUUUGAGCUGUGAAAUAUUAUGGGAUUCUUGCUUCCAAGGAUAAGUUGGAACCAAAGCCAUUUUAUUCUGCUGACACUUGAUCAGCUGCUGUGAAGGCAUAAAAUCAACAGAGUUCUAAAUCUAGUACUUCCCUUCUCUCUGAAGUUAGGCUUGGAAGGUGCCAAGCAGUAUAUGUUUGACAGUUGAACCUUAGGAACAUUCCACGCUUAAGUCACAAUGAAUGUUUUGUUAUUUUAUUGUUAAAGGAACAAGAAAAUACCAAGACCGUAUGGUGGAAAGAAGCUUGCUUGCUGAGCUAUUUUUUAAAAAUAGUUUGAAAUUGUUCCAUUAAAUACAGUUAUUAUACUAAAGUUUCUGAAUUGUCUGUCCUUGUUGCUCUCCUAUCCAGUUAAUAAAAUGUUGAGUACCCAU